Messenger RNA from Callorhinchus milii (elephant shark), 2595 nucleotides. RefSeq names its product cyclin A2 (gene ccna2). The transcript has 8 exons. Gene Ontology annotation, cellular component: cyclin A2-CDK2 complex; cytoplasm; nucleus. Gene Ontology annotation, biological process: mitotic cell cycle phase transition; regulation of cyclin-dependent protein serine/threonine kinase activity. The coding region runs from base 39 to 1322 and encodes 427 amino acids. The record is from RefSeq and is a predicted model, not a curated record. Lineage: Eukaryota; Metazoa; Chordata; Chondrichthyes; Chimaeriformes; Callorhinchidae. Gene Ontology annotation, molecular function: cyclin-dependent protein serine/threonine kinase regulator activity.
ACUGCUCUGUCUUGUCGGUCAGCUCCCCCCCCGCCGCCAUGUUCGCCGGGAGUGCCGAGCGGGAGAACGCGCUGCCCCCGCGGCGGGAGGAGGAGGAGGCGGGGACCGGGGAGGGGCGGAGGCCGAGCCGCCGGGACCUGAGCCUGAACCCCGCGGCCGGAAGGAAGGUUCUCGGGGUCUUACACAGCAACAACGGCCCUCAGCCCCGCGGCAAACAGGUUUCUUCAACACAAGGAUUUGUUUGGAGCAAUGAUGAAAAUUCUGGUGAGAUCCCAGCGGCAAAGGUGGCAGCAAAGCCUUCAUUUACAAUCCACGUGGAUGAUUCGUGUGGCGUGGAUGAGCCAGAUGGCCAUUUCAAGAGGAACAAAGUCAGGGGUGUAGAAUGUGUUGCAAGUCUGGGACUAAAUCCAACUGUACUGUCAUUGGGAACACGUCAGCCUUUAGCUCCUAUUGAGUGUCCUCCAGAUGUCAGUUUUGAUUCUCCCAUGCUACUGGAUACAUCUACACCAGGCUGUGAAGAAAAACAAGCAAACGUUAAUGCUGUACCUGAAUAUGCGGACGAUAUUCACAAGUACCUAAGAGAAAUGGAGCUGAAAUGUAGACCUAAAGCUGGCUACAUGAAGAAACAGCCAGAUAUAACCAACAGCAUGAGGGCUAUCCUCGUUGACUGGCUGGUGGAAGUCGGGGAAGAGUACAAAUUGCAGAAUGAAACUCUAUACCUGGCAGUUAACUACAUUGACCGGUUCCUGUCCUCCAUGUCAGUGCUUCGAGGGAAACUACAACUCGUAGGAACGGCUGCUAUGCUGUUGGCAUCAAAGUUUGAAGAAAUCUAUCCGCCCGAGGUUGCUGAGUUUGUGUACAUAACCGACGACACCUACACCAAGAAGCAGGUUCUGCGCAUGGAGCACCUGAUUCUCAAAGUUCUGUCAUUUGACUUGGCAGCACCGACCAUUAACCAGUUUCUCGGCCAAUAUCGUGGGCGGGAGGAAGCCAGCAGUAAGGUUGUGAGUCUCUCUUUGUAUCUUGCAGAGCUCAGCUUGAUCGAUUCUGAACCAUAUCUGAAGUACUUGCCUUCUACCAUUGCUGCGUCUACCUUUUGUCUGGCUAACUACACAAUCAAUAAAGUCGGCUGGCCGAAAUCACUAGUUCAAUUGACUGGCUACACUUUGGAAAGCAUAAUGCCUUGUGUGACUGACCUCUACCAAACCUACCUCAAAGCAUCGGAACAUGCACAGCAAGCAGUGCGGGAAAAGUAUAAGACCUCUAAAUAUCACUGUGCGUCUCUCAUUGACCCACUGCCAUCAUUGGACCAGCUUCUUUAGUGGAGUGCGAACCCCUUUACCUUGUACGUUAUACCUCCGCAGAACCUGGGGACAAUUGCACAGCUCAGUUAUCUUUCACGAAGAAAAUGAUGAUCUUCUGAUCAGUUUGCCACAGUGGUUGUCAGCACUUGAUAGCUGCAGUUCAUGUCAGCAGUAAUGUGGUGACUUUCUUAUGGUAUUGCAUGCAAGAGUUGGAGCCAGUUUUAUACGUUUAUGAAUUAUGAACUUAUGUGCAAUCCUAUUGCAGUUUUAAUUUUUUUUAAAUAUUUUUAGGUUACUAAAAUAACUAAACUCAGAUUAACCAAUAGAAUAACCAGUUAUGUAAUUCACUUGGGAAACCAUGUGCAUAUAGAUUUUUUUUAUUGAAAAUAAAUCGCUAUUAGUUUUUUUUGGAAGAUUGCUGAUGUAUGAAAAUGUUUUUUUUAAAAAAAAAGAACUGCUGGAUUUUAACAAAUGUUAUCUUCAAGUGAGCAAGACGUCCAAGUGGUCAGUUUCACCCAAUCCUGUAGAUGGCUUAAGACUGUUUGGGAAGACAUUUGAACUAGGGAGGUGGGGAGGUGGGGUGUUCAUAGACUCCACUAUGGCUGAGUUGUGUAUGACCGAAAUGUAGGUUUCUUUCAAAUUCAGUUUUAGAAUCGCUUUGGGGUGGAAUGUGCAUUAACUACAUUUGCUUGCUCUUAAUUCUAUUAGUUGGCUUUGAUUGAGUAUGGAUGAUGCACUUUUUGUUAAAAGAUUUUUUAACAACUUUUCUGUCAUGUAGGCCCAAUUUACUUGCCAUUUAGAGGAAUAGGAGUAUUCCGUACAAACGUCUUUAGAUUUUAAAAAUCUGCCCCAAUAUCUACAUAAUACUUCAUUUAGUUCAAAUUUUUUUGCUUUCGUAAUUUGUUCUUUUCAUCUACCCAUGCAAAUUGAGGCAGAUAUUUUAAAAAUAUUAAGUACCAUAUUUGCAAUGUUCUUUUUGCAUCGGUUAAGGUAGAACAUGGUGAUUUUUCAGGUGAGUAGUUGAAAUCUAUCUGCAUAAAGAAUGAUUUUUGUUCCUUUUGAGUUGGGCAUCGCAUUCCUCUCAUUUGCGUAAUUCUGUGCUAAACUGAUGGCUAUGGAUCAUUGACAACCUUUUUGUGCCUGAACAUUUAUGCCUUCGUGGCAACAUUAGCUGUUGCAGUAAAAAAGAACAAUCUAGCCUUUCAUUUGAGGAUGUCUACUUUCUGUUGAUUUCCACAUAUAAAUUAUGGAACAUGCAACAAAUUUAGCAAUAAACAAGUACUAGAACCAA